Lasiodiplodia theobromae is the source of this 1524-nucleotide messenger RNA. Its product is annotated as P450 monooxygenase. The transcript is spliced from 5 exons. The record is from RefSeq and is a predicted model, not a curated record. Gene Ontology annotation, molecular function: monooxygenase activity; oxidoreductase activity, acting on paired donors, with incorporation or reduction of molecular oxygen; heme binding. Bases 1 to 1524 code for a protein of 507 amino acids. NCBI's taxonomy places the organism in Eukaryota, Fungi, Ascomycota, Dothideomycetes, Botryosphaeriales, Botryosphaeriaceae.
AUGGAGUCCAUAGAGUACUACCAGAGGUCUGCGCCUCUAUCCUUUUUCUUUGCUACGUUAGCUUUCUGUUUCCUGUACUGGCUGGCUCGCGAGGACCGUCCUUUCAACUCUUUUUAUAUUGCCAACAAGCGCGGGAGCGACUUAUUCCUUCGCAAAGCUAAAGAGGAAUGGGACUACAAUGCCGCUACAAUUACGAAGGAAGGGUUUAUCAAAACCAAUGGACGUGCCUUUCAGGUGGUAACCAGACACGGCCCGGUUAUCAUCCUUCCUCUGUCUUUGUGCGACGAAACUCGCAACGACCCUCGACUCUCUUUUUCCGGCUUUCUCGAACGUCAAGGUCUUACCAAUUACCCCGGUCUCGAUGUUUUGCACGCUGGAACCCAGGGCGACAUCAUCCAGGAGACAAUUCGGAAAAAUUUAACUCAGUCCCUGGGUAGCCUGACUGACGUUCUAUCAAACCAUACAACUGAAAUCCUGGAUACUCAUCUUCCAGUGGGACGAGACUGGCAGGACGUGCCUAUCUCCUCAGUAGCCGUCCAAAUCGCUGCCCGCCUAUCUGCCCGAGUCUUUCUUGGAGAGCGUCUCUGCCGCGACGAGGACUGGAUCGACAUCUCAACUAAAUUCACCGCUGUGACAUUCAAGGCGCAGGAAUCUCUCCGUGUCUGGCCUUCCUUCAUGCGGCCGUUCGUUCACCGCUUCGUGCCCCUUCUACGCUACCAGCGUUCUCUUAUCAAACGCGCUCGCGUUAUCAUCGAGCCCGAACUGGAAGCGCGCCGGAAGGCCCGUAAAGACGUAGUCAAGCCGCAAGACUCUCUCUCUUGGCUGGACGACACCAGAGGAGACCGCGAGUUCGAUGUGGCUCGGGGCCAGCUUUUCCUGUCUUUGGCUGCCAUUCACACGACAUCUACCGUGCUCACUAGUAUCAUGUAUGAUCUCGUCGCCCAUCCAGAGUACAUUGACGACCUGAGAGAGGAGAUUACACGGGUGUUGAAGGAAGAUGGAGGAUGGAAGAAGACGAGCCUUUACAAGAUGAUGCUCAUGGACAGUUGCAUGAAAGAGAGCCAGCGCUUGCACGUCCUCGGCCCAACGAGCAUGAACAGGCGCGUCGAAGCUCCGAUGACCCUCUCCGACGGCACUCACCUACCCAAAGGCGUUUUCGUUGCUUUCUCGUCAUACAACAUGCGCGACGGCGACGUUUUCAAGAACCCCCACGAGUUCAACGGCCGCCGCUUCCUCGACCUGCGUGCACAACCUGGACAGGCGAACCGCUGGCAAUUCGUCACCACGACGCCUGAGUACCUCAGCUUCGGACACGGCAAGCACGCGUGCCCGGGGAGGUUUUUCGCGAGCAACGAAAUCAAGAUUGCUUUGGCGCACCUGUUGAUGAAGUACGAUUGGAAGGUUUCGGGGGCGCCGCCGAAAAGCUUGCUGGAAACCCGCUUCUUGCCGGACCCGAAGGCUGUUGUUGCUUGCAGGACGAGGGAGCUUGAGCCGGAAAUUGCUGCCCUUAUGGGGAGGGCGUAG